AUGGGAUGGAAUUUUGGAGAAGUAGAUGGAAUCUGGGAGAAGGGGAUGGAAUCUGGGAGAAGGGGAUGGAAUCUGGGAGAAGGGGAUGGAAUGUGGGAGAAGGGGAUGGAAUCAAGGAGAAGGGGAUGGAAUCUGGGAGAAGGGGAUGGAAUCUGGGAGAAGGGGAUGGAAUCUGGGAGAAGAGGAUGGAAUCUGGGAGAAGGGGAUGAAAUAUGGGAGAAGGUGAUGGAAUCGGGGAGAAGGGAUAGAAUCUGGGAGAAGGUGAUAGAAUCUGGGAGAAGGGGAUGGAAUCUGGGAGAAGGGGAUGGAAUCUGGGAGAAGGGGAUGGAAUCUGGGAGAAGGGGAUGGAAUCUGGGAGAAGAGGAUGGAAUUUGGGAGAAGGGGAAGGAAUCUGGGAGAAGGGGAUGGAAUAUGGGAGAAGGGGAUGGAAUCUGGGAGAAGGAGAUGGAAUCUGGGAGAAGGGGAUGGAAUCUGGGAGAAGGGGAUAGAAUGAGGGAGAAGGGGAUGGAAUCGGGGAGAAGGGGAUGGAAUCUGGGAGAAGGGGAUGGAAUCUGGGAGAAGGGGAUGGAAUCUGGGAGAAGGGGAUGGAAUCUGGGAGAAGGGGGGGAUGGAAUCUGGGAGAAGGGGAUGGAAUUUGGGAAAAGGGGAUGGAAUCUGGGAGAAGGGGAUGGAAUGGGAGAAGGGGAUGGAAUCUGGGAGAAGGGGAUGGAAUCUGGGAGAAGGGGAUGGAAUCUGGGAGAAGGGGAUGGAAUCUGGGUGAAGGGGACGGAAUAUGGGAGAAAGGGAUGGAAUUUGGGAGAAGGGGAUGGAAUCUGGGAGAAGGGGAAGGAGUCCGGGAGAAGGGGAUGGAGUCCGGGAGAAGGGGAUGGAAUCUGGGAGAAGGGGGUCGAAUCAGGGAGAAGGGGAUGGAAUCCGGGAGAAGGGGAUGGAAUCUGGGAGAAGGGGAUGGAAUCCGGGAGAAGGGGAUGGAAUCUGGGAGAAGGGGAUGGAAUCUGGGAGAAGGGGAUGGAAUCUGGGAGAAGGGGAUGGAAUCUAGGAGAAGGGGAUGGAAUCUGGGAGAAGGGGAUGGAAGCAAGGAGAAGGGGGUGGAAUCUGGGAGAAGGGGAUGGAAUCUGGGAGAAGGGGAUAGAAUCUGGGAGAAGAGAUGGAAUAUGGGAGAAGGGGAUGGAAUCUGGGAGAAGGGGAUGGUAUCUGGGUGAAGGGGAUGGAAUAUGGGAGAAGGGGAUGGAAUCUGGGAGAAGGGGAUGGAAUCUAGGAGAAGGGGAUGGAAUCAAAGAGAAGGGGAUGGAGUCCGGGAGAAGGGGAUGGAAUCUUGGAGAAGGGGGUGGAAUCAGGGAGAAGGGGAUGGAAUCCGGGAGAAGGGGAUGGAAUCUGGGAGAAGGGGAUGGAAUCCGGGAGAAGGGGAUGGAAUCUGGGAGAAGGGGAUGGAAUCAGGGAGAAGGGGAUGGAAUCUGGGAGAAGGGGAUGGAAUCAAGGAGAAGGGGAUGGAAUCUGGGAGAAGGGGAUGGAAUCAGGGGGAAGGGGAUGGAAUCUGGGAGAAGGGGAUGGAAUCUGGGAGAAGGGGAUGGAAUCUGGGAGAAGGGGAUAGAAUCUGGGAGAAGGGGAUAG
This is a messenger RNA of Closterium sp. NIES-65, 1608 nucleotides long. The record is from the annotation of a GenBank genome assembly. NCBI's taxonomy places the organism in Eukaryota, Viridiplantae, Streptophyta, Zygnematophyceae, Desmidiales, Closteriaceae.